CUUAGGGGUCAGCCCCCUCACCAACCUUUCCAUAAGUGAGUCACAACACACAGAGAGCGCUACAGGCUUGCCCAGUCUCUACUUGCCUCAAAGUUCUGGAAGUCACCUUCAGAAAGACUAUAGAGCCCACAUGGAUCUGAGUGAAGAUUUCUCAGGCAUCAGUCUUCAAAAUCUCUGCAGUUCCCCUGUCCUAUGUUCACACAUCCAAAACCCUGUGAAUGAAGAUGAGGAGAGUCUGGAAAAGCCUAGCCCUCUUCGCUCUUACCUCAGAGAGGAUUUCUGCAGAUAUUCCUCAGCAAAGCAGCCAGGAUUUUACGAUGAGUACCUGCCAGAGGUUUUAUAUCACUGGAAUAAGCCGCCUGCAAAUGAUCCACAGGCCAACUAUCUCCUGCAUCCUUUCCUACCUAAGCAUGCAAGGCAAGUGGCAGGUGUGAGGCCACCUCAAGUUACAUCCCAUCAGAGCACAGCCCCUGUUAGAGAGCUCAUGUCAGAAGUGUGUGUCCAGCCUUCCCAACCAGCUGCUAUUGGCCACCCUCAAACACUGAGACGCAACAUAAGUCUUCCUGAUGACUGCAGAGACGUUUUCAUAACAUAUUCAGUGGACACUGCAGCAGAAUUGAUGCCCUUUGUGAAUUUUUUGCUCAAUCAGGGAUUCAGACCAGCUAUUGAUAUAUUUGAAGACAGAGUUAGACAAAUGGACAUCAACAAAUGGAUGGACAGUUUUUUAAAAAAUAAGUCUGUGUUAAUCAUUGUAGUGAUCAGUCCGAAGUAUAAGACAGAUGUUGAGGGAGAUGGAUCUGAUCAACAUGGAUUACACACCAAGUACAUACACACACAGAUCCAAAAUGAAUUCAUUCUGCAAAGAUGUCUAAACUUCAGAUUGGUACCAGUGCUGUUUCCCAGUGCUAACCAAAGUCAUGUUCCAUUGUGGCUACAGAGCACACGUCUGUACCGGUGGCCUGAGGAUGCUUCGGACCUAUUACUUCGCUUACUCAGAGAGGAAAAAUACAUCAUCCCUGCUCUGGGAAAAGAGCUGAUGCUCACUAUUAAACCCCUGUAAAAGAGAAUCUUGUGAUAUCAUGUUUAGAAUGUUUUAUUUUAUGUUAUUAGUUUUUAUGAGAAGUGUGAACAUCUUCCACCCAAACAUUUAAAACAAUUUUAUUAUUCUCAAUAGUGAUUCUAAUAACCGUUUUCCUUUCUCUUUCAUGUGAUUUUGGCAUAAAGGUAACAACAACAGAGUUUGUUAGAUCAACCCGUAAAGCCACUGCAUUAAUGCUUCAUCAAUACACAAAAUCAUAGGUGCUGUCUCAAUACCAGUUCUGUUGCAAUGCAACUUCUAAAGAUUUUUUUUUUUUUUUGUGAUGCCUAUUUAACAUGCUUUUCUAACUUAAGGAGUUAAUUGGCCUAAAAAAAUUACAAUUAGCCCAUGAUUUACUUACCUUCAAGAUAUCCUAUGUGUAUAUGACAAUUUUUAAUAAAACACUGAUUGUAUCUGAAA
Molecule: messenger RNA, 1498 nt
Organism: Puntigrus tetrazona (Sumatra barb)
Lineage: Eukaryota; Metazoa; Chordata; Actinopteri; Cypriniformes; Cyprinidae
Product: E3 ubiquitin ligase TRAF3IP2-like
Exons: 8
Coding region: 131-1060 (309 amino acids)
Biological process (GO): positive regulation of canonical NF-kappaB signal transduction; humoral immune response
Source: RefSeq, a predicted model, not a curated record